Pogona vitticeps (central bearded dragon) is the source of this 2781-nucleotide messenger RNA. It is a transcript of the gene PTGIR, whose product is annotated as prostaglandin I2 receptor. Gene Ontology annotation, biological process: inflammatory response; negative regulation of smooth muscle cell proliferation; adenylate cyclase-activating G protein-coupled receptor signaling pathway. Gene Ontology annotation, molecular function: prostacyclin receptor activity. Gene Ontology annotation, cellular component: plasma membrane. NCBI's taxonomy places the organism in Eukaryota, Metazoa, Chordata, Lepidosauria, Squamata, Agamidae. The record is from RefSeq and is a predicted model, not a curated record.
GCGCGCACUCCCAGCCCACACCAGCCUCGGGACAGCGGCGCGGCUGGUCGCGCCGAGAGCCCCCUCCUGCGCCCUUUCUGCGCCCGGCGAUCCGCGCGGAAGCAAGCCGCUCCGGGACACCACAAGACGGGACGGAGCUCUCCGAGGGGGCCCCGGCAGAAGAGACUGGAGCCUUCGCCAUCUGGGAAAGUCCGCUCCUGGGCUCCGGAGGAACCGCCGGCUGGUCUCGUUUCGGGGAGGAACCCAGGCGUCCGGGGAGCUCUUGACCGGCACCCGAACCCAUCGGGGGGGCAGCCGUGAGCUUGACCUCCCUCCCCCGCAGCCUGAAGCGGGAAACUCGGCUGUCAAAUUUCCCUCGAAGUUGCAGGACGCCCGCGUUUGGGGGUUUCCCCUCCCCUACGAGGCUCCGGAUGGGACCCCAGAGGACCAGCUCCUCCUCUUCUUGAUUGGGGUGGGGUCCCCCCCCUAAGAGCUCGGGAAGGGAACCCAGGCGCCCGGAGACCCUCUUGGCCCGCAUUCUUAAUACAGGGCUGGAACCGGAGGACUUGAACCUCUCCCCAACUUGAAGCAAAGCAAACUGGCUUUCCGUUCUCCCUAUAAGACGCUAGACCUCAGUCUUUUGCUUUUCUGCCGCUGAGAACAGGGGCCCCCUGGUGGGCAGCGCGGCCUCUUCUCGAACCGUUCCAGGCCGUUCCCGGGAGCACCUUGGGCCCCAAUCCUCUUCCUUGCUGAUUUUGUUUCCUCUCUGAGGAGCCCCAGCUUCCCAGUUCCCGCCUGCGGAGCCCUCCGACCUCUGGAGCCCCCCACCGUCCGUUCCAGACCUCCCAAAGGGGUCCCACCGGCACCGAUGCACCCCCCGCCCGCCACCCUGCCCCCCAGCUCAGCGACGCUGCUCCCCAAGCCCCGGUCCAUGGGCUGCAGCAACCUCACUCAGCUGCACCAGGAUGGCAACCCGGGCGUGAGCUCCUUCAUGUUCGCGGCUGGGGUGGUGGGCAACGUGGCCGCCCUGGCCAUCCUGGGCUUCCACCGGAAGGAGCUCCGGACCAAGACCUCCUCCUUCUGCAUCCUGGUGACCGGCUUGGCCGUCACGGACUUGCUGGGCACCUGCACGGUCAGCCCCAUCGUCUUCGUGGCCUACUCGCGCAACGCCACCCUGGUGGGCAUGGUGCAGGGGGCCAGCUGGCUGUGCAACUUCUUCGCCUUCUGCAUGAUGUACUUCAGCCAGGCCGCCAUGAUGAUCCUCUGCGCCAUGGCGGUCGAGCGCUGCCUGGCCCUCAGCUACCCUUACUUCUACUCCCAGCACAACAUCCGCCGGUGGGCCAAGCUCUCUCUGCCCGCCAUCUACCUCUUCAGCGCUUUCUUCUGCAGCCUGCCCUUCCUGGGCAUCGGGAAAUAUAAACAGUAUUGCCCGGGGACGUGGUGCUUUGUGGAAAUGGACGUGGACAAGACCGGGGUGGACAAGUCUCGCGAGGCGGCCUUCUCCUUGUCCUACGCCACCCUCACCGCCCUCCUCAUCCUGGCCAUCUUCAUCUGCAACGGCAUGGUCAUCCUCAGCCUGUGCCAGAUGUACCGCAAGCAGAAGGCCCGCCGGCGUGGCUCCGUCAACGUGGCCCAGCAGCGGCGGCGCAAGAGCUGGUUCAGCCGGGGAGAGGAGGAGGUGGACCAUCUCGUCCUGCUGGCCCUCAUCACCGUCAUCUUCGUCAUCUGCUCGCUGCCCCUCACGAUCCGUGCCUACAUUGGUGGCAUCAACCCAGACCACAGAGAGGAGGAGGACAUGAUGGCCUUCCGCUUGAGUGCGUUCAACCCCAUAUUGGACCCCUGGCUCUUCAUUAUCUUCCGUAAUACGGUCUUCCGCAGCCUGAAAAACUUCUUCUGCUUCCACACCUGGUGGCCCUGUUGGCCCCGGACACAGAAAGUCUCGGCCGCGUUUGGUAUGCGAGACAGCCUCCCUUUCCAAGAUCAGUCGGCCUGCUGAAAGCAAGAGAGGCCUGGAUGCACGCGGCUAGGGCAAGCACCCCUUGGCCUGGGUAGGUGGAAAGGGGCAUCCCCAUAUCGAGGUGGUCUUUUGUAAAGCUAACGGGUCUUAACUCCCCAUUUAGGAUGGUUUCGUGGAGGAAAUGGGGAAAGGAGGAAGAGAAAGAAGAGGAAUGACCAACCUUCCAUUCCUGCCCGCCAUCUCAGGAAAGAUCCAAGAACUUCUGGUGGGAGUCAAUGGGAAAGCAGCACUUUUUUGGGGGGGGGGCACCACAAGCUGAGCUGUGAUGGUUGACUCCAGGAGGAAAUAUUCCCACUGAACACUUUGCGUGAUGUUUUGUUCUCUAGAGAGAGAAUGCAUGACACCCCACCCCACCCCAAGAAGGAGACGGAAGGCCAGGUUUAAAGGGGAUCUCCAAUUCAGCCACCAAAAGAGAGAACAGAGAAAGAGGAUAUAGAAGAACAGGGAGAAUUUUUUUUUAAAUGGGAUUGAUUGAUGUAGUUCCUGAAAGGAUGCAUGUCUCCUGCAUGGCCAGCCAUUGCCUGCAUUUUCCCCCCUUUAAGGCCCAGAUCAAGCUAACAUUUAAUCAGGAGCUCUCCGGGGUCCUGAAUCUGCUUUGGAGAGCCCCCCAUAAAGUUCAGAGUACAAAACAAAGUGGAUUCACUCCCCGGGACCGCAGUUGCAUCGAAGUUCCCAAGUCUUCAUUUAGCCACUUCACGCUUCUAGUAUCAAUGAAUGUCAAGCACACCGGGUGUGAAGAGUUGCUGUGAACCUUUGAAAUGCUAGAAAUAAAAGUUCAUAUCAGA